AUGAUAGGCAUUAGAGCUGGUAGAUAUAGACACUUAUGUGUUCGGUUUACUCACACAUCCACCGUUCCAAAAUUAUAUUUAAAUAAUGUUGAAUUAUCAGGGAAUGAUCUAACAGGUAUACCUACGCAUGAAUUAUUCACCAAAUUUGGAUUUAUAAAUCAUCCGAAACCCGGGCUUGUUCACUGGUUGCCCGUAGGUCUAGCAAUAUCACAGAAUGUUUCACGAGUGAUACAUCGUCGUAUGCGAGAAUGUAAUGCUGAGGAAAUAAAUUUAUCUUUAUUGUCUAGUUCACAAUUAUGGCAGGAAACAGGUAGAUGGGAUAAUAGUGAACUUUUUAAGCUAAAGGACUCUUCGAAAAAUGACUUUUGUCUUGUGGCCACAUGUGAAGAAGAAAUAACCAAGUUAAUUGGUGCUAAUUUAAACUCGUACAAGAACUUGCCAUUAUUGUAUUAUCAGAUCAAUGAGAAAUUUAGAGAUGAGAAAAGACCAAGGAGUGGUUUAUUAAGAGGGAGAGAGUUCUUAAUGAAAGAUGCAUAUUCAUUUGAUUUAAACGAAGAAGCGGCUAUGAAAACUUAUAAUAAAGUUGUUGAUGCUUACUAUAAAAUAUUUCAAGAUUUAAGAAUUCCAUUUGUCAAGGCAGAUGCAGACACAGGGGAAAUUGGAGGCACAUUAUCCCAUGAAUGGCACUAUUUACACAAGGUUGGAGAGGAUACUCUAUUCACAUGCGACGAGUGUGGUAAUAGUUCGAAUAUUGAGAAGGCGUUGUCGUAUCCUGAAGAUGUUGAUGAUUCUGUUGAUGCUUCGGUACAGUAUUUCAUGACUAAAGACAAAAGUACCUUAGUAUGUGCAUACUAUCCCACUGAUAGAACUAUAGAAGCAAGCUUUGUUAAGGAAGAAGUUCCGGAUUUGGAUUUAAAUGAGACAAAUCAAGAUUCAAUUUUGAAAGAGUUUUCCGACGAGGACACAUUAAUAUCUAAGAAGAUCAUUCGGAUGAUGGACUCUAGGCUAAAUCUGAGAUCCAACUUCCCAGACUUUCCAAUCAAAUUCAUAAAUAGGUCGUUGAUCACCACUUUAACAGACAUUCCUAUUGUCACUGCUGUCGAAGACGAAAUAUGCGCCAAAUGUGAAGAGGGGCAUUUGAAAUUACACAGAGCAAUUGAGGUAGGGCAUACCUUUUACUUGGGGGAUAAAUAUUCGAAGCCAUUGAAGUGUGAAGUUGAAGUUCCAAAUCAAGAUGGUAGUCAGCAAUUAACCAACGUACUUAUGGGAUGCUACGGUAUCGGAAUCAGUAGGAUAAUUGCGGCUAUAGGUGAGAUCAACAAAGAUUCAACUGGGUUCAGAUGGCCAUCAGUUAUUGCACCGUGGAAUGUGACUGUCGUACAGAGUCCUAAAUUUGAUGAUUCCAAAGGCAUUAAGGUGUAUAAUUUAUUAAACGCCGCCUCUAUUUCCUAUAGACUUGACGAUAGGUCCAAGAUAGGCUUAGGAAAGAAAAUAAAACAAUCACACAUGGUUGGGAUUCCAUUGACGGUCAUACUUGGGAACCAAUUCCCUCUCGUCGAAGUCGAAAUCAGAGGUCGCAGAUAUACCGACGACUUACUGUGGAAACGUCUCUACGAAUCCAGGGACUUCGAAUGGGAAGUAGUGACCGAUGCAGACGGAAAUGAUAUCAAGCACUUGGUGCACAUCGACGGCGUGGCUAGAGCUAUCAACUCGUUAUUAAUAGAUAUGUAG
Molecule: messenger RNA, 1731 nt
Organism: Debaryomyces hansenii CBS767
Lineage: Eukaryota; Fungi; Ascomycota; Pichiomycetes; Serinales; Debaryomycetaceae
Gene: PRS
Product: putative proline--tRNA ligase
Exons: 1
Coding region: 1-1731 (576 amino acids)
Biological process (GO): prolyl-tRNA aminoacylation
Cellular component (GO): mitochondrion; cytoplasm
Molecular function (GO): proline-tRNA ligase activity; ATP binding
Source: RefSeq, a predicted model, not a curated record